CAGACAGUCAGACUGGCCAAAUUUCCUGGAUGUCUCCCUCAGCAUCCACAUAUAUCACGCAUUACAUUGACCAGUGUUUGCUAAUGGAAUUCUCUUCGUAGCAUUGCGUAUAACGGAUAAUGAAGCCUUCGAAUGGAUGCGGAAGCUUUGACAAUCCUUUGUCGUGGCUCAUAAUGUCCACUAGAGCCCCAACAAAGCGUUUAUGUAUGAACCCAAGAAGCCUCUGUCCACUGCAAAGCACAAUGUCACUACCACCUCCAGGAAUCGUAUAUAGUUAGUCCUGCCUGAAUGCCUACCUGGUAUCAUCGUUAUCCCAAGGAGAAUCAGGCGACAAAAUUAAGUAGAACCCCACUCAUAUUCCUCUAUAAUCAAGUUUCAAAUGUCUCCUACCAAGGUCUACGUUUGCCCUCAGACAAAGUGCGGCGAAACUUUUACGAAGUUUAAGGAAUUCAAGAGGCAUGAGGCUGGGCAUGCAGACAACACGCGCACUUGCACCUUUCCCGGAUGUCACUUUGCGACGAUGAUAAAAAGAAGCUUCGAUAUUCACUCUGCCAGACAUACUGGCGAGCAACGGUAUGGCUGUCCUCAUGAUUGCACCUUCAGGACACACGACCCUUCCGCCCUGACGCGCCAUCGCAAAACAAAACAUGGAUAUGUUCCUUCUUCGCGCAGCGGACGCGAAGGCGGUCAUGUUUCUGUCCCUUCCGUAUCAGACAGGACCACAUCGUCUCAGUCCUCUGCUUCGCCCCACCAAUCACACCCUCACUACCAAGACCCGUCGUUGGUCUUCUAUGACCUAAUGGAUACUGAGGACGAUUUUACCAUGUUUAGCGAACCCGCGAAGACGGCCAAUGGGUGGACUGAGGGUUGCAUGUGCCCCGAAUUGAUGCAAAGACGCCUUUCGGAGAUACUGUGUUAUGCAUUUGGGCAAUAUUAGUUUGCAUAAACUCAAGGCGACUUGUGUUCGUCGGGGGUAAAACCCUCCUUUCGUUACAUCUAUCCAUCUAUCAUUUUUCAAUUAGAAGC
This is a messenger RNA of Suillus discolor, 1026 nucleotides long. RefSeq lists its product as uncharacterized. The record is from RefSeq and is a predicted model, not a curated record. The transcript has 4 exons. Bases 380 to 937 code for a protein of 185 amino acids. NCBI's taxonomy places the organism in Eukaryota, Fungi, Basidiomycota, Agaricomycetes, Boletales, Suillaceae.